ACAUCGCCCUUCAUCUCCAUGCAUCUCUAACUUCUCCAUCGCAUUCACUCACUCACCUUCAUUCAUUCAUUCACACCAACAACGCAACUUCCCUCACUUCAACAUGCAACCCUGGAUUUUCAGGUCAUUCCAACCCCCCGCCAAGAAGAAGAGCCCCUCCACCCCCCACUCCCCAAAUCGCCGCCUCCUCAGCCUCCUCGCCGCCACCGUCGCCGCCACCAUCCUCCUCCUCUUCCUCUUCCGCCAAACCCUCGUCGACCCCAGCAGCCUCUGCGUCUCCUCCUCCGCCGCCGUGCCCCUCACCCCCUCCGAGACCGACGUCGCGGCGGAGUUCGACGCCACGCCGAUCACCCUCGUCACCAUCCUCCACUACGCCACCGCCACCGCCCUCCCGCAGCAGACCAAGGGCGAGAUCCGAAGAUCCUUCGACGUCCUCCAAUCCCUCGCGCCAUGCAACUUCCUCGUAUUCGGACUCGGCCACGACUCGCUCAUGUGGGAAUCGUUCAAUCCACGUGGCACCACGCUGUUCCUCGAGGAGGAUCCCAAGUGGACCCUCUCCGCGCUCCAGCGCUUCCCCAUCCUACGCGCCUCCACCGUGCGUUACCCCACGCGCCUCUCCGAGGCCCACGCCCUCCUCUCCUCUUAUAAAACGGAUUGUGCCAAUGCCAGAACUGACACUGCCGGUCACCCCCUCAAAGGUCACCGGCAGUGCAAGCUGGCACUGGACGAGAUGCCAGAUGAGGUCUACGAUCAUGACUGGGAUGUGGUCAUGAUCGAUGGUCCCAGAGGGUACUUCGCGGCAGCGCCGGGGAGGAUGGCGGUGAUAUACUCGGUGGCUAUGAUGGCGCGUGCAAGAAAGGGAUCGGGAGUUACGCACGUGUUUCUUCAUGACGUGGAUAGGGAGGUAGAGAAAGAGUAUGCGAAGGAGUUCUUGUGCAUGAAAUAUAGGGUUGGGGGUAUUGGAAAGCUUUGGCACUUUGUCAUUCCACCCGUUGAUAAUGCUAGUGAUAUCACUCAUGGCUUUUGCUGAAAUUAACUAUAGUAGUGUCGUAUAUUUUCUCUUCUUUUAUGUCUUUAAAUAUGAAAUAUAAAAAGUUGUGUGUAACGAUUGUUCUACGUUUUGCUUCGCAGAACUCAACAAGUUUUAUCAUCUCCAAUUCGUGUCUAUUUUUUGUUACUAUACUUCCUCAUGCACUAGUAUAUCAAAGUUUAUAUCUAGCAUGCAUUUUGAGAUGGGUAUAAA
Cajanus cajan (pigeon pea) is the source of this 1243-nucleotide messenger RNA. RefSeq names its product arabinogalactan O-methyltransferase 1. The record is from RefSeq and is a predicted model, not a curated record. Gene Ontology annotation, biological process: xylan biosynthetic process. NCBI's taxonomy places the organism in Eukaryota, Viridiplantae, Streptophyta, Magnoliopsida, Fabales, Fabaceae.